This is a messenger RNA of Copidosoma floridanum, 7613 nucleotides long. RefSeq lists its product as uncharacterized. Gene Ontology annotation, molecular function: protein dimerization activity. The record is from RefSeq and is a predicted model, not a curated record. NCBI's taxonomy places the organism in Eukaryota, Metazoa, Arthropoda, Insecta, Hymenoptera, Encyrtidae.
UGAAAGAUUAGAGUUUUUUGGUCGAUCCGUACGGUAGCUACUUACUUGAAAAUAAAUUUUAUUAUAAAUGAAAUACAAGUGACCUCGUGAUAAUGUAAAUAAUUGUUUUUUUUUUUAUUUUUUAUUAAAUAUAUAAGCUGUCUCUCGAUGGUUUUUUAUCUUGCAUACUUAUACAUAACCUACUGAGCACAACAUUAAUAAAUAAGAAUGUGUAGAUAAAGUACUAUUUUUACAAGAAUUUUCGUGUAAGAAGAGAACAAUGUUAGAUAGGCCAAGUCGAGUAUAUUAUGCCUCGAAAGGAAAAUACGAAAGCCAAGACAUGGGAAAGAGACAGAAGAAAUCGCAUGAAUGGUUAUUUCAAAAAUUUGUCAGAUCUUUUACCUCCUCUUUUAGAAGGUCGCAAGAGAAAUAAAAUUGACAUACUUAUCCAUGCAUCUAAGUACAUCAAAGAUCUGCAAAGUAAAACUGACGAAUUGUUCAAUACUCAAGCAUCAGAUCUUCACAGAGAAGAAUUGACUCGUUUGAAAAGACUUGUAACUCAACUCAUAUCUAGAACUCACUUGCUUUCUGAACUUUUGAAAAAUGCAGGCAUCAGCAUUCCAGAAGAACCUGCUUUGGAAAAAAUUUCACCACUCAAGUGGUCCAAUAGAAUCAAUGUCUCACCUGGUUCUAGAAUCGUUACCCAAGUGGAAACAAAUAAAGAAGAAAAAAAGAAAAAAGAGAAAAAGGGAAGAAACGUUAAAAGUUUAAAAAUUAACAAUAAGAAAAAAUUGCUCAAGAAUAAAAAAAUUGAAGAGUUACCCGAUCGUAAUAAAUACGUUUCUGAGGAAAGUACCAGUGAAAAUCAAGAAAACGAUAUUAAUAGCGGUUCUAGUGAAAAAUCAGAAAAAAAUGAUGACUCAGUUUUGCCUAGUAAAAAUUCGACUAAUGAUGGUUUGACAAGCGGAAAAUCUUUCACAUCUACCACAAAAAAACAAAACAAGGUGAAAUUGAACAAGAAAAAUAAACAAAUGAAACAACUAAUUACUCGAGAUGUCAUGGAGAUAAAUAAUCCAUUAUCAGGUACUCUAUUGCUCUCAAAAGGUAAAUUAAUGCCUCUAGUAACACCUAUGCAAAGUUUACCAUCAAACCUGUUUGUCAAUGCUCAAACUUGUCCUGCCAAUUCCAUUAUUUUAAAUAGUCCACAACAAGGUCAAAUGAUUGUGGUUCAGCCGUUUCAAACGGUUAGUUCAGUGCAAACAAUGACAAUGAAUGACGUGCCAAGUAUUCAAACGAAUGUGCUAGUGAACCCGCAAGAUUGGGCAAAAAAUGUAAAAACAAUUAUUAAUUCUAGUAAAAUUGGAGGUACUAAGGGGAUUUUACCUAAAAUACGAGAAGUUACUGAAACAACCAUGACAUACAAAGUUCCCAUACCGGCAAUUCAUAAAGAAAAAAUCGACGGUAAUGGUGCUAACAAAGCCAUGUCUUUAAACGAAAAAUCAGUAAGAUCGAAAAAUGCCGUAAAAACAACGAAAUCAAAUGAAACGUCUGUAACAAAAGAUCAAAAAGUUGCGAAAAAUACCAAAGAAAACGCUUUAAAUAGUAAUAAUACCUCGUGCAAAGUUACAAACAGUGAAUCGAUAAAACGAAACUUGAAUUCUAGUUGUAGUCACGUUGGUGAAAGUAAAAAGAAAAAACUAAAACCUAACGAGAAUGAAAAGAAAGCAAAUGUUGAGGAACAAAAAAAUGUACAGUAUAACAAUACUGUAUCGUGUAAGUCGAUUGAGAAUUUAAAGCAAGUUGUCGAAAAGAUUGGCGAAAAUUCAUCUUUUACUAAAUUACAAUCAAAGGAUCAAACUGUUAGCAAUUUAGAAACUUUAUCGGAAAAAGAAAAAAUCAGCUCGUCAAAUGAAUCAAACGACAUUUCGUUGGCUUGUGGUAACUGUAAAGAAGAAAAACUGUGCAUUGAAAAGUCGUCAAAUUCAAACGCUCUUGAGAAUGUUGAAAAGUUUUCUGGAAAUGUAAAAACUAAUGAAGAAGUACUAACAAUAGACGACGUCGAUAAAAAACAACCUUCGAGUUUAAUGGAAAUUGAAACUCGGAUCGAUAAAUUAAUUUCUAAUAUCGAAACAAAUGACCAACAAUUGUCAAGUGAGACUAAUAAUCAUAAAUGUGAGAGCGUUGCUGCUCAAACUAACAAUACAUUAGAUAAUAGUUCAAAAUCUGUUGAAGCGAUAAUGUACGAAACAGCGAUUCCACCUGAAAGUAACAAAGUUUUUCUAAAUUUAGACACCAACACGACAACUACAAUGAAACUGGAUUCUACCGAAGAUAAAAACGAAGCAUUGCAUGUGUCUAACACUCUGUCAGUAAAACUGUCCAAAGAAGAUGAAUCGGUUCAAACGAAAAAAAAUUUAAAAGAUAAUCACAACGUAAUUACUCACGCAACAAAAACAAUUGCGUAUAGUCCUAACAAUAGUUUCAUACCGAUAAACCAUAAAAACGACUCGUUACACUCCGACUUAUCAAAUGAUAUUUUUGCAUCGCUUCACGUACCUUCGAGUUCCAAUAAUUCAGAGUCAAUAUCUCCAACAGCUGCAUUUUUAAUGGCUUUUCCAAUUGUAUCGUCCAUUAGCGGAAAGACGGAAGUACUUGAUGACGAUAUGAAAGAUGAGUUUAAGUACAGCAGUCAAACACCACCAAUGUUGCUACAAAUCGGCGCUAUAGAACCAAAUAAUUUCAAGAUCCAUUCGAAACAUUCGUCGAGUGAUCGAAACGUUGUGGAAACAGGUGUUCCUGAAGGAACCGAUGCAUCCGAUUCGUCAUCUCUGGUUAAACUUGAUGCAACCAACCAAGUACUAAAUACCAGUGGUAAUAAUGUUGUGAGCUCAGCACCUGUUGUAGAAACAUCUUUGGUUGCACCAAAAGCUCUUCCCAGAGUUAUUAGCGAUCAAACUUUCACAGAGCCUUUUAAAAUUGUUUCUGUACCUUUGGAGCAACAGCUGAAUGAUAAACAACUCACUGGUCAAGUUAGCAACAAUCUUGAAAGUGUAACAUCUGCUCCAAGUAGUGAAAAUAAUGACGAUCCAUCCUCUACCGGUAAAGUCGACAACUCAAGUUUGACUCAAUCUCUAAAGACUUCAGAAGUAUCAAAUUGUAUUGAUAAGACGACUGAUACUAAACUCCAAAAUUAUUCAUUAGAAGGUAAGUCAGAUGUCGAUUAUAGUUAUGCAAAAGACGUAUCUUUACCAACUGCACCCCACGAUCCGAUGGAAAAUGCGAUGAUAAACAAAUAUGUUUCGACGACUUCGCUAUCAACCACGGAAACUUUAGGCAAGUAUCACGAUACCGUUUCACAGUACGUGACUCAAGAUUGCCAACCUCCUGUAUCCAGCUGCACGAGUGCAAAGGAAGUGAGUGCCGAUCGCAUUUGUGGUCAAUUCAAUUUUGGAUGUCAGACUUCCAGUGAUAUUCCUUCCCAUAGGGAUGAUCUCUCCAAACUUCAAAUUUGUACGAUGGAUGAUUUUGCGGAACAAGGUGUCGUGAAUUCCUCACAAAAUAAAAAAAAUCCAACACCAUCAUUUUCAACUUUACCAUCCUCUCAAACCGCGGAUUCCGGAUCAUUGACCACAAAUCAAAUUCAAGAGGCAAAUUCAAUUACGUGUCAACAAAAACAAUUUUCCAAAGUUCAUUUAGCUGAAUACACGAGCAACACUGAAAAUUUUGAUUCCUCGAAAAAGCUUGAAAACCAGAAAAAUUAUAAUAAUACUAAUAAUGGUAACGAUAUUAUCCAAAAUAAAAUUGACAAUAAAAACAAUGAUGAUAAUAAUAGCAGCAACAGCAGUCAUAACAGUUUGGAUAAGAACAUUCAUCCAAAGAACAAUGAUCUUCCCAACUCGGAUUCCUUUAAUGACAUUUGUGGUGACAUUUCAAACAAAAUAAAUAAAAAAGACACAACUGCUUCUUUGCAAGCCAAUCAGACAACAGAAAGAAAUGUUCUUUCAAACAACAACAACAACAACAACGGUAAUGUGAAUAGUAGCAGAUCUAGUAACACAUUUUCCCAACAGCCAGAAACAUUUGUCAAUACCUCGACGAAUUACGAAGACACGAGUAGGUCAACGACUACCGUAGCAAACAACUCAAACUUCAGUAUAUUGUCUUGGACCAUGCUCUCUUCGCCACUCAACAAUAACAACAACAGUACGAGUUUUCCACAGUACGAGCAAAUUCCAUCUUCUAGCACCACCAAUAAUUUAUCAUUAUCUUCCGAUCAAGUUUCAAAAGUUGCUUGUGACAACUACAAUUAUCUCUCUUUGGCAAAGGACAACGUACCUGCAGGCAAUGUCGAUGCUUUGACCCAAACGACAUUCUCCGUCGUGGAUUCCCAAUUGCCUGUCUUCGACAAGUCCAAAGUCAAAUUUCCGCUCGACGCAUCGAAACGAUCGCAGAGUGACUUGACCAAUAAAUCAAGGAGUAUGCGAACGCUGCAAGCUACAUCGAUAAACAAUAAAUCAAAUCGCUCUUACAAUCAGCAAUCUGCAGUUUCAACUGAAACGUACAAGUUUUCCAUGGAUAACAAGAACAAAUAUAAAUAUCCGAUGGACGUUGACUACUCAGCAAAUAACUAUUCCAUUGGUGGAAUGGGCGAUCUCCACCAGCAACACCAGCACAAUCAAAAUCAGCAUCAAAGUCAACAACAUCUCGAGUCUUCAAUCACGAAGCCCGGUACGUUAAGUCAAUCUUCGUCGCAUCAGUCUGUAAAACCCAAUCCAAAUAAGUCCAGUACAAAUUUUACGGUCACGGAUUUCGAGACUCAUGCUAACUUCUCGAUAGACGGCAGCGACGUGUCAAACAGAUUUUCAACCAGUCAAAAUUCUUAUUCGACAACGAAUUUCAAAUACGCGGAAAAAACAUUACAAGCGCAGCCAAAAUAUCAAGUUAAUCAGCAACAAUCGGCGCCGAUGUUGCAUCAUUCGCAAGAGAAUUCAAUGUACAAAAAUAAAAUCCAGCAAGUGCAACAGCAGCAACAACAGCCCCACUCCAACCAAGGCAAAGCUAAAGUCGAUUUGAGCAGUCAAGUUCAGACUCAGCAGCAGCAACAACAACAACAACAACAAUUGCAACAACAACAAACACUCCAUCAACAUCAACAGCAACAACAACAACAACAACAACAACAACAACAGACUCAAUUGGUAAGGCCUCCGGUCAACUGGAUGAUGACACCCGACGUCAAGCACAACCUGAACGUCGAUAUUAUUCUGCCGCCUUUUGGGAAAGAGCUGGAAUUUUGUCAAAACAAUUUGUUCUCUCAAACGUCAAAUUACAACCAGAGCAGCUCGAACCAUCAAUUUUACGGUAAUUACGAAAUGAACGGCAGCCAUGGUCUGCCAAACAUAUCGGUACUACCCGCCGAGACGAGGAAGACCACGGAUGCGACUUACUACUCAGAGGACCAGCAGUUCUCGUGGUCACCAACGAAAAAUCUCGCCCAGUCGAGCGAACAAAGUCAAGUCAAGAGCUCAUCGUCCGGCGAAACGAUACCGACUCUCGUUGCCGAUCUCGCUCUCAGCGCCAAUACCCCGACGACCGAUAAACAACAGAAUUUCUCGUAUCCCCAAACGGCGACUUUACGAGCGAACGAGCUUAGAAAGGACUCGCUCAGAGGCAAAGAUUCCACUCGUGAUUAUCAAAGUCAAAUCAAUCUGCAGAACAAUUCAUCGCACAGCAUGGCGUUUUUGUCGGUCAGCCAGCUCGUUGAGCACGAGAAUAAGGUUGAAAAGAGCCAACAGCAUCAGCAGGUACACCUUCAUCAGCCAACUCACUCCCAUCAUCAGAUUCAUCAUCACCAUCACCAGCAACAGCAGCAGCAACAUCAACAACAACAACAACAACAACAGCAGCCCUCGCGUAAACAACGAAAAAGUAGCAGUAGCCCGCGAGCAAGUAGUAAAAGGCAAAUGGACAUGAGGCACAAGCAACAACAACAACAACAGCAGCAGCAGCAGCAACAGCAGUCGACUAGCAACGAGCAAGUUCAUCGUCAACACGACGAUGCGAAAGCAAAUUCUAGUUUUGCCGAUCUUACCAAUAGUUAUCAACCGCAGCCUCAUCAGCAGCAACAACAGCAACAACAACCAAAGUACAAUCAACAAAACGAGGUUCAGUGGAGAAGUAGAAAUUGUAAGAGUAAUUACACGGCCGAAGCUUUGAUAGGUCCAUCGGAUACAAAUAGUCACGUGGACAAGGGCACAUCCAAGUUCCCGAAUUACGUGCAAAACAAGUUCACGGGCAACUUGGCGACUAUGCCUCCUUCGGACGCGAGCAUGUCCUUCAAUUAUUUUCCCAAUGUGGACGAGACGAGCACGACUGCUGGGUAUGGACAAGUCGUCAACCAGAACUUUAAUCAUCCGUAUGCCUAUUCCUCCAACGCCAACAUAUACCCAACGAGCAAUUUCAUUGGCAACAUUCCGGGCAAUGCUUCGGGCAACUACAUGAUGUCGUUGCACGAUAAUGUAGCUGCAGAUUAUCUCGAGACCAACAACUUUUUGCUGGUAACCAACGCUCCGUCGUCGACGUCAACGUUGACGACGUCGACGGCACCUCUUCUGCAGAGUAGCAACGUGGCCGAGACGAAGAGUCAACAGCAGCAGCAGCAAAUUCAGCCGCAACACCAUCACAACCACCACCAUAGUAUUUCUCAUCACCACGGUAAUCAUCAUCAACAGCAACAGCCGCAGCAUUCACAGCAGCACCAGCAACACCACCAACAGCAACAGCAGCAGCAGCAGUCGUACGCCUCGAGUAAGCAACAAGGCUGCUCCGACAAGAGGAUGUAUUUUGGCCAGACGCCGUUACAGCAUCAGCAACAACAGCAGCAGCAACAGCCACAACAACAACAACAGUCGAGGAAGAGCAAACGGAGGCCCGAACUCACUAACACUGCUGGCGCGGUACAGGGUCUGGAUUUUCCACCUCUGGACGAAUAUCAGCAUGCCCCGAAUUACUUGGCGCCGCCAAAUUCCCUCUAUGGGAAUCAGUAUGGUAAAACGACAUUGUCCGGACCACCACCACCUCCACCGACGGUUCCAAUGAUGUCCUCCUCGACGUCAACCUCUGCUACAGUGCCUACAAGUAGUACCGCGAGCUCAUUGGGGACCAACGCCAUGAUUAUGGCACAGCAACAGCAGCACCAGCAGCUCCAACACAAUCAUCAUCACCACCACCCGCCUGGCACCACUAGUCUUACGAACUUCAACCUCAGUACCAUUUUUCCAGAGAUCAAUGAUAAGGUUCAAGUUUCGGGUUACAAGUCGUCAUCAAACGGGAUGGCGUCAAGUGGAACACAACCAGCGAGCAGUCACGCAUCCAACAGCAACUUUUCGCAUCGAAACAAUUACACAGAUCCACUGGGUCAAAUGGUCAAUCGGCAUUGAGGUUUUUCCAUAAAAAAAAUAAAUCGGCACUCGACCUCGACUCGGACACAUCAGACUCAUAAUGUACCAUAGCAACAUUAUUGUCGAUCGAUUGCCUUUAGUUAAUUAAACUUUAUUUAUCAUCCAGCAUCACUACAGGUGUUGCAAGUGAUUUGUAAAAAUUGUACAUAAAAAUUAUUACAUUGUAAGUAAAUA